Messenger RNA from Heterocephalus glaber (naked mole-rat), 6324 nucleotides. Lineage: Eukaryota; Metazoa; Chordata; Mammalia; Rodentia; Bathyergidae. The record is from RefSeq and is a predicted model, not a curated record.
GCGCUGUCCCCGCCCCGGGCGCUGCUGGCCCAGCGGCCCCUCUGCGGACGCGUGCGGUGCUGGCCGGCGCCGGGAUGUGAGGCCCGGGCGGCGGAGGCCGGCGCCACGGGGACCCAACCCAGGACCUCCAUGCUAGGUCCACGCAGAGGCCAGUAUGAAGCUGAAAAAGCAGGUGACAGUGUGUGGGGCUGCCAUCUUCUGUGUGGCCGUCUUCUCCCUCUACCUCAUGCUGGACCGAGUGCAGCAUGAUCCUGCCCGACACCAGAAUGGUGGGAACUUCCCGCGGAGCCAAAUUUCCGUGCUGCAAAACCGCAUUGAGCAGCUGGAGCAGCUGUUGGAAGAGAACCACGAGAUCAUCAGCCACAUCAAGGACUCUGUGCUGGAGUUGACGGCCAAUGCAGAGGGCCCACACGCCCUGCUGCCCUACCACACAGCCAACGGCUCCUGGGUGGUGCCCCCAGAGCCCCGGCCCAGCUUCUUCUCUGUGUCCCCCCAGGACUGCCAGUUUGCUUUGGGAGGCCGAGGUCAGAAGCCAGAGCUGCAGAUGCUGACGGUGUCAGAGGAGUUGCCCUUCGACAACGUGGAGGGCGGUGUGUGGAGGCAGGGCUUUGACAUCUCCUACAGCCCUCAUGACUGGGAUGCCGAGGACCUGCAGGUGUUCGUGGUACCACACUCUCACAACGACCCAGGCUGGAUCAAGACCUUCGACAAGUACUACACAGAGCAGACCCAGCACAUCCUCAACAGCAUGGUGUCCAAGCUGCAGGAGGACUCCCGCUGGCGCUUCCUCUGGGCAGAAGUCUCCUUCUUUGCCAAGUGGUGGGACAACAUCAAUGCCCAAAAGAGAGCAGCAGUCCGAAGGCUGGUGGGAAACGGGCAGCUGGAGAUUGCGACGGGAGGCUGGGUGAUGCCAGAUGAGGCCAACUCCCACUACUUUGCACUGAUUGACCAGCUCAUCGAGGGACACCAGUGGCUGGAGAGAAACCUCGGUGUGACCCCACGCUCCGGCUGGGCAGUGGAUCCCUUUGGACACAGCUCCACCAUGCCUUACCUGCUGCGCCGUGCCAACCUGACCAGCAUGCUGAUUCAGAGGGUGCACUAUGCCAUCAAGAAGCACUUUGCCGCCACCCACAGCCUGGAGUUCAUGUGGAGGCAGACAUGGGACUCAGACUCCAGCACAGACAUCUUCUGCCACAUGAUGCCCUUCUACAGCUAUGAUGUCCCCCAUACCUGUGGCCCCGAUCCCAAAAUCUGCUGCCAGUUCGAUUUCAAACGCCUGCCUGGUGGGCGCAUUAACUGCCCUUGGAAGGUGCCACCCCGGGCCAUCACAGACACCAAUGUGGCAGAGAGGGCCGCCCUGCUCCUAGACCAGUACCGGAAGAAGUCCCGGCUAUUCCGAAGCAAUGUCCUGCUGGUGCCGCUGGGCGAUGACUUCCGAUAUGACAAGCCUCAGGAGUGGGAUGCCCAGUUCUUUAGCUACCAGCGGCUCUUUGACUUCCUCAACAGCAAGCCUGACCUCCAUGUGCAGGCCCAAUUUGGUACCCUCUCAGACUAUUUUGAUGCUCUGUACAAGAAGACAGGCGUGGAACCAGGGGCCCGGCCCCCAGGGUUCCCAGUGCUGAGUGGAGAUUUCUUCUCCUACGCGGACCGGGAGGACCACUACUGGACAGGCUACUAUACCUCCCGGCCUUUCUACAAGAACUUGGAUCGCGUACUGGAAGCCCAUCUGCGGGGGGCAGAGAUCCUAUACAGCUUGGCUGUGGCACACGCCCGCCGCUCUGGCCUGGCUGCCCAGUACCCACUGUCCGACUUCACUCUCCUGACGGAUGCCCGGCGCACACUGGGGCUCUUCCAGCACCACGAUGCCAUCACUGGCACCGCCAAGGAGGCUGUGGUGGUGGACUACGGGGUCAGGCUUCUGCGCUCCCUCGUCAGCCUGAAGCAAGUCAUCAUCAACGCGGCCCACUACCUGGUGCUGGGGGACAAGGGGACCUACCACUUUGACUCUGGGGCACCCUUCCUCCAAGUGGAUGACACCCGCUCUAGUCAUGAUGCCCUGCCAGAGCGCACAGUGAUCCAGCUGGACGCCUCGCCCAGGUUUGUGGUACUCUUCAACCCACUGGAGCAGGAACGGCUCAGUGUGGUGUCCCUGCUGGUCAACUCGCCCCGGGUGCGUGUCCUGUCGGAGGACGGCCAGCCCCUGGCCGUGCAGAUCAGUGCUCACUGGAGCUCGGCCACCAACAUGGUCCCCAAUGUCUACCAGGAUGCUCGGCACAGCCUGCGUCCUCACCUUCUGUGCCCGAAGGUGUCUGUGCCUCUCCGCCUGCCUGCCCUGGGCCUGGGCGUGCUGCAGCUGCAGCAGGGCCUGGACACACACCACACGCUGCCCUCCUCCAUGCGUAUCUACCUGCAUGGCCAGAGGCUGUCAGUCAGCAGGCACGAAGCCUUCCCCAUCCGCGUCAUCGACUCAGGUGCCAGUGACUUCGCCCUCAGCAACCGCUACAUGCAGGUCUGGUUCUCAGGCCUUACCGGGCUCCUCAAGAGUGUCCAAAGGGUGGACGAGGAGCAGGAACAGCGGAUAGACGUGGAGCUCUUCAUCUAUGGCACUCGCGCAUCCAAAGACAAGAGUGGCGCCUACCUCUUCUUGCCGGAUGACCAGGCCAAGCCCUACAUCCCCAAGAACCCUCCUGUACUGCGUGUCACUGAGGGCCCUUUCUUCUCAGAGGUAGUCACAUACUACGAGCAUGUUCACCAGAUGGUCCGACUGUACAACCUGCCAGGGGUGGAGGGGCUGUCUCUGGACGUGUCAUUCCUGGUGGACAUCCGGGACUAUGUCAACAAGGAGCUGGCCCUGCGCAUCCACACAGACAUUGAUAGCCAAGGCACCUUCUUCACAGACCUCAAUGGCUUUCAGGUGCAGCCCCGGAGGUAUCUGAAGAAGCUGCCCCUGCAGGCCAACUUCUACCCCAUGCCAGUCAUGGCCUAUAUUCAGGACACACAGAGGCGCCUCACACUGCACACGGCCCAGGCCCUGGGCGUCUCCAGCCUCGGCAAUGGUCAGCUGGAGGUGAUCUUGGACAGGCGGCUGAUGCAGGAUGAUAACCGAGGCCUGGGCCAAGGGCUCAAGGACAAUAAGAGAACCUGGAACCAUUUCCGCCUUCUACUUGAACGACGAACCGUGGGCAGUGAGCCUGGCUUUUUCUGCAAACUGGCAGCCAUGUUUAGGGGCUUGAUCUUUCCCAGCAGCAGGAGCGGUGACCGAGAGGUCCAGGACAGCCACUCUACCAGCUACCCAUCCCUCCUCAGCCACCUGACCUCCAUGUACCUGAACACCCCAGUGUUCACCCUGCCCGUCACCCAGAUGCCAUCCCCAGGGCCCAGUCUGCGAGCCUUUCUUCCUCUGGCUUCCUCAUUGCCCUGCGACUUCCAUUUGCUCAACCUGCGCAUGUUCCAGGCCGAGGAGGAUAACUUGCCUUCAGCAGAUACUGCGCUCAUCUUACACCGCAAAGGUUUUGACUGCGGCCUUGAGGCCAAGAACUUGGGAUUCAACUGCACCACAAGCCAAGGCAAGGUGGCCCUGGGAAGCCUUUUCCACGGCCUGGACGUGGUAUUCCUGCAGCCAACCUCCCUGACCCUGCUGUACCCACUGGCCUCACCCUCCAACAGCACGGACCUCUAUGUGGACCCCAUGGAGAUCGCCACCUUUCGCCUCCGCUUGGGUUAGGGCUUCUUGUGGCCUAAAGAGAAGUUCGUCCAUGGAGACUGCCACCCCGGGUAUCCUAUCCCAUCUGCCUCUCGGAACUGUGACAGACUGGGCUCUGCCCUUGCUUUCUGUUCUUAGUUGCUUCUGUGUUUGGGGCAACCACAUGCCCAGCCAUGGGCAGGUAGGGCAGAUGCGGUGAGGUGUUGGAGAUGGGGCCCUUGGUCAGGGCCUGCUACGCCAGGGUCUGCUUCGGGUGGUGAGUGGCUGCCCAGCUGGGCCCCAGUCCAGACACCCACCCUUUUCCCAAAAUGGGAUGUAGGAGGUACAGGGGCAGACGGAGGCGGUCAGAGAGACUAAGUGGGUAGCAGCCCACAUAGGUAACUAUAGGCAAGGGCUGGCUCUGGGGGUCCUGUGGUGGUGUAGAGGCCACUUAUCUCGGUGUGAGGAACAAGAUGAGAGCAGUUCCGGGGGGAGACAGAUGGGGACUGGCAGUUGUCAGUGGGAUGGAGGAGGAGAAGGAAUCCCUGUUUCUCCUAAGGGCCUGAGGGCCUCACUGCUUUCUUUGAGUCUCUACUCUCAAUGCCACUGGGCCUGCAUGCCCUGGCUAGGGUCCACAGGGUGACCAGAAGGAGUUGUUAGGCAUAUGAGCAGAAGUGUUAGGACAGUUCAGGUACCAAAAUUCCCACCUCAGACGGCAAUGGGUCUGUGACUUGGGGUUGGGGUGGUGAGAAGGGUGUAUGGGGAGUUCUUCCUCCCUACCUGACUCCUCUUUGUUCCCUUUAAUUCAUGCACUACUGACCCCAAGAUCUCCUUUCUGUCCUGGGGGUUUGGCCCUAGAAAUUUCCUUCCUUAUGAAAGAAAGUGAGGCUCUAAGACCCUGAGUGCUGGGGUAGCUUGGGAAGACUUCUGGCACCAUGCCUGACAGGCAGGCCUUGGGGCUUCACCACCUUUGGACAGAAGUGUUCCAUUCCUGGCAUGGAUGAGGGAUAUGGAGCCUAAAUUAGGAGCCAAUAGGACUGCUUAUGAGCUUUUAUUUCAGCUUCAAUCAGUAGAGAAAAAUUCAGUCUCUUCAGAUGCUGAAAAGAUAUUUGGUAAAAUUUAUAAUCCAUCCUUUAUUAAAACUCUUAGACUAGGGCCGGGGAUUUAGCUCAGUGGUUUCAUCGCCUGCGGCGCAAGCACAAGGACUCGAGUUCGAUCCCUGGUACCAAAAACAAAAACAAAAACAAAAAAAACCCUCUUAGACUAGGGCCAGGGAUUUGGCUUAGUGGUUCUGCUGCCUGCCUCGCAAGUGUAAGGUCCCGAGUUCUAUCCCCAGUACCAAACAAAUAAACAAAAAACACCACCACCAACAACAACAAAAAACUCUUAGACAAGAAGAAACAUCCUAAUCUACACAAAGGUCUCUGUCAGGGAUUCUAAAGAGUCAGACACCACAGGCAUCCCCGUGAGAGUCAGGAACUAGCCAGGGCCCUGCGGUUAUGUAGCAGUGUCCUGGCUCCACUCACCCCUGCAGUAAGGCAGAUGAGGGGAUAGGGAAGAAUUAUAUUCCAUUAUUUGUAGACAAUAAAGUUGCCUAUCAGUAAAGUCUAAGAGAAUCAAAAAGACCUAGUAAGAGCUUUCCAUAAGUUGACCCAAUGCUACACGUUCCUGCAAAGAUCUUGGUUCUUCCCACUUCAGCCCAUAAAUUCAAUGUAAUUCCAGCAAGAUUGAAUACUUUUUGGGAUUUAAUUGGUUCCAAAGUUCAUUUGGAAGAGUAAAGGUGGGAGAAACCAAGACACUUCUGAGUGGCAAUGGAUGGGAGUCGGGGUGGUGCUGAGGGGGAAAUGGGACUUGUUUCCCAAAGGACUUUCCUGUGGGCGUGGAUUCAGUCAAUGUGACAGACUGUGUCAGGCAGACCAAAGGGACAAUACGGAAAGUCCACGAACAGAUCCUGCAACACAAGAAUUUUGUAUACAAUAAAAAGGAUUUUAAGUGGGGGAAAAUGGAUUAUUUAAUAAACAGUACUUUGAGACAACUAGCUAUCAGAGUUAGAUCUCUACCUCAGUUUCCACAAAAAUUAGUUCUAGAGUGAAAAAACAAAAUAAAAUGACAAAAUUACUCAAGAAAAAAUAUUUUUAUACCUGUGAUGUGGAAGAGUCUUUUCUAAACAUGAACCCUAAGAGACAUAAUAAGGAAGAAGAUAACAGCUUUUACCACCACCAAAAACAAAACAAAACAAAACCCUGAAAAUGUUUUGUGCUGUGGGAAGCAUGAAGAUUAGAAGAUACGUCAGACACGGGAGGAAACAUUAAAGAAAAAAUUAGUACAAUUUAGGAGAAAAGCUUGCUGUGGGAUCUGAGUCACUGGGGCCUUCCAGGCAGCCACCUGAACACUCAAGAGUGACAGAGCUGAGUUCCUGCAGAUCUUGAAGAGUCCUUGGAGUCCUGCCUGUCUCACGGAGGAAAUAGGAUCAACCGGAAGUGCUUAGUGUAGUGCAUGGGCCAUAGAAGAGCUACACAAAUAUGAGUCAUAAUAUUAGUAAAGAAUGCUAAGUAAUCAGAGCAAAUAUUAUUGUAAUCAAAUGAUAGGUGAGAAUCUGUGAACCCUUAAAUUAGCAGAAUAAAGAAUAUUUGGAGGUCUUA